GUGUGUGUGUGUGUGUGUGUGUGUGUGUGUGUGUCUUGUGUGUGCGGGGAGGGUGAGGAGUUGAAAGCGCCGUCCAACACGUGAGGCUCAUGUGACGGUGUCGAGUCUCUCGCUGAGAGACGUGCCUGCAGUCACAGGGUUUAUUUAACACGUAGUCACAAACCCACCCAGCUCUCACACAUCGAGCCGGGCGUGGAGCCUUCCCCAGACAUAUUACUGAGUCCGGACCUCAGGGUGACAACAGCGCGCCGCGUAACUCUCAGCGGGAACACACUGUCUCUCUCUUUCUCUCACACACGCACUGGAUAACAGGAGCUACUUUUUUUUUUCUUUGCUUUGUUUUUUUUUUUUUUUUUGCUUCUUCUUCUUCUCUCUGUGCGACUUGUUCCUCGUGUUUGGAGAGCGACCGCAGAGACGCGUUUGGACGUUUUGAAGUCAUUUCUUCGGGUUUGACAGUGAAGCGGACAUGGAGAGGAUUACGAGUGCGCAACCACCUCCCUGUGUGCCAAAACACCCAGCUCUGGAUAUAGCUGACAUGCAAGGAAUGGAUUUUCCGAUUUAUGUCUACAAACCCAGGAGGGGCAUGAAGCGUGGGGUCGGGGAUGAGAGCAAGGAGACUUACAAGCUGCCACAUCGCCUGAUCGAAAAGAAGAGACGUGACAGAAUCAACGAAUGCAUUGCCCAGCUGAAAGAUUUGCUGCCCGAACAUCUUAAGCUUACAACGCUGGGUCAUUUGGAGAAAGCCGUGGUGCUGGAACUCACUCUCAAGCAUGUGAAGGCCCUGAGCACCCUCCUGGAGCAGCAGCAGCAGAAGAUUAUCGCGCUUCAGAAGGACCUGCAAAUUAGUGAUCACGGAGGUGACAGUGCAGAGAACAGUGAGGAGAUGUUCCGCUCCGGCUUUCACUUGUGCGCGAAAGAGGUCCUCCAAUACGUGGCCAGCCAAGAAAGCGGCAGGGACCUGACUCCUUCCCAUUUCAUCAGCCACAUCCAAAAGGUAGCAGCCGAAGUCCUGCAGCAUCGAAGCAGCCUUCACCCAGACGAGUGCAUCCCUCAGGCUUCAGAGAAACUGAAAAAACCCGCCGGACUGCCCCAGAGGGCGAUCGAGGGCCCAGCGAAGAACUGUGUCCCUGUCAUUCAAAGGACUAAUCCUCAUGGGACGGGGGAGCAGAGCGGCAGCGACACAGACACUGACAGCGGCUAUGGGGGAGAGCAUGACAAACGUGACCCGAAAUCCCAGUGGUCAGAACGGCACGCGAAGGAGGGGGAGCUCAAGCGCGGCAUAUCCGAGAGGACGGCCGGUGCCAUCAAGCAAGAGGGCGAUGAGCCUCAGGCCAAGAAGUCGAGGUCUGAUUCCUCAGAGGACGAGAGUCUCUCUGGUCGCUCGGCGGGGAGCCCUGGCAACUACAUGAGCUUCUCCCCAAACCAGCCCCCGUUCUGUCUCCCCUUCUACCUCAUCCCCCCUACAGCUACACCGAUGGCAGCCUAUCUUCCCAUGCUGGAGAAAUGCUGGUAUUCCGGAGGCAUGCCGGUCAUGUACCCGGGCAUGAGCGGCUCCGCGGCGAGCUUAGCCCCAGAUUCGCUCCCCUCGUCUCUGGUGAUGUCCCCGAGGGCAGGGUCCCCGGUGCCCCACCAGAGCCCCAUGGACUCCCCUGCUCUCCACAAAGCUUUAAAGCAGGUGUCUCCGCUGAACUUGGAAACCAAAGACUAAACAGAUGUGUCUCUAUUGGAAUCCUCCCCUCUGAAUGUCGAUGGGGUUGAAUGGUUGGCCCGCUGAAAGAGAGGGUGAACGAACACGAAACGCACUGGUAUCCCUUCAAACCGCAGCCAUUGUUUUGGCCCAUCAGAACAUUGAUCCCGGCAAAGAGCCCCAAACGGCCGCCACCGUCUAUCAUCAGCUACUCGCACGCCGAACAGGACUUCAGUGGGCGAAUCGGAGUGUCCAUGUGAAGGCUCGUAAAUCGCCUGUCGCAUGGCUCGGAAACACUGUGAAGAUGGUCAGUUUAGAGACAAUGAGUGCGCAAGAGAUUGCAAGCUUUUUUGUUUUUUUUUCCGUUUUGUUUUUUGGCCAAGGUUCGUCUACUCUACCCUCCAUGUUGAAUGUCAGAGUUAAACCCAGAAUGUACGGCACAAAUAAGCCCCCCCCCCAAAAAAUUAUUUGGACCUACUUUUUGCACACACACACACACACACACACAACACACACACACCGGUCUGUGAUGAAUGUAAAGACUGAACUAAAGCCCCUUGUAGAUGCUGCUUGGAUUAUUUUACCUGCUGUAGAUCUAUGAAUGGAGGAUCUACCUUCAGUGUUUGUCGCUCCUGUAACUGCAACAAACCUUUGUUUAGUCUAGAAUGUUACCAAAAAAAGAAAGAAAAAAAAGAAAAAAAAAUAGUCGGCCAUUGUCGUCACAAAAGACGUUGCUCUUUUGACCCUUCAAUUACCUAGGAGCUAAUUGAACCUGAGAGCUUAUGAUGUUCGAAGAAUUCAGGGCGUUGUCACUGUACGAGGUGUGUCACCUGUGUCUCUUGAGGAGUCAUGUGGCCAUACGUGCUUUUUUAUGGUUUAAGUCGUGACUCAUGAAUAUUUGUGCAUCUAGAUGGAGUUCCUGUGAAGUCAUGUCGUGUAAUUAUCUUUGUUUAUACUGCUCGUACAUCUCUAUUUUUGAUACGUGACCCACUGAGUGUAUUUGCAUCGCUACCAGAGGAAAAGGUCGAGGUAGUCCUUUGCUGUAUGCCGAGAGAUCGUGUACAGUACGUGGCAUUGUGCUCCACCAGAUUUGCAUCGUGCCCCACAAGUUCCCGUUAACGUUAAGGCCUGCCCUUAGCUCAUGCUGUUGCCUUUACUCGUUUAACGCAGACACAACGACGGCAGGUGUUUCAGAUGUAUUUGCUUUAAAUGUCGUGUCUGUGGCGAAGAGAGUGAAUGUAAAGUUCAUACAAAAAAUAAUAGUUUUGUAUAGAAAGAGGUACUUGGAAUUUUUAUUUUGAAAUGUAACAAAAUGUUGUUUGUUGUACAUAUUUUGUAUAUAAAGUAUUAUUGAUAUAUAUUAAAAUAUUAAUAAAGCUUUUUUUUUUCCCCCUC
Molecule: messenger RNA, 3082 nt
Organism: Acanthopagrus latus (yellowfin seabream)
Lineage: Eukaryota; Metazoa; Chordata; Actinopteri; Spariformes; Sparidae
Gene: bhlhe40
Product: basic helix-loop-helix family, member e40
Exons: 5
Coding region: 467-1708 (413 amino acids)
Biological process (GO): regulation of transcription by RNA polymerase II; anterior/posterior pattern specification; regulation of neurogenesis
Cellular component (GO): nucleus
Molecular function (GO): RNA polymerase II cis-regulatory region sequence-specific DNA binding; DNA-binding transcription factor activity, RNA polymerase II-specific; protein dimerization activity
Source: RefSeq, a predicted model, not a curated record